CAGUAUCCCGCCGUACAGUGCGGUUGCGCCGUGCAGGCUACGUGCCGCCAUGUCGGUGCUUUAACGCCGGGGCCGCUCGCCCCCACCGCGGCCUGGACCCAUAUCGUUCCCCAUAUCGAGGGGUCACUAUGUUGUGGUGCUGGCUCGACCACACACAUCACGGUGUCUGAUUUGCCCCUCCCGCUGGUUUCUCCGCCACCCAGACCGCCACGAUGAGGUCGGACUGACAUGGAAUACAAUGAAAAGCUCGCACGGUUUCGACAAGGUCAUCUCAAUCCCUUCAAUAAAGAUCCAAGUGAAAAAUUGACGGAAGGUGAUGAGGACGAACAUGAUCUCUCCAUAAAAGAACUGCAUAUAGAUUCCUUGUGUAGAAAGGCUAAUGAACAUGCAGACAGAGUUAUGGAUCUUGGCUUGGCAGAGGAUCAUUUCUCAAAACCAGUGGGAUCGUUUGUGGCAUUUGAUAUUGAAAAUCUAAAGCGUGCAAUUGAUGAAGUGAAGCAAGUUAUCUUAGACUUGCCUGAACAUUCUGAGAAGCAGAAAGAUGCUGUUGUAAAACUUAUUCACCUUCGGCUUAAACUACAAGAAUUGAAGGACCCCGAUGAGGAUGAGCCAAAUAUUCAAAUUCUGCUUGAGCACCGUUUCUACAAGGAGAAAAGCAAAAGUGUCAAACAGUUCUGUGACAAGUGUAGCACCAUUAUAUGGGGCUUGCUUCAAACCUGGUAUAUCUGCACAGGUUGUUACUACCGCUGCCAUAGUAAAUGCUUGAACCAAAUUACCAAAGCUUGUGUAAGGUCAAAGGUUAGCCACCAGUCUGAAUUUGAACUAAGCAUUUGCCCAGAAGUGGGACUGGACAGACAAGAUUACCGGUGUGCAGACUGUCGACAGCCAAUAUCCCUUCGCGGUGUGCCUACUGAAGCACGGAGGUGUGACUAUACGGGCCAAUAUUACUGCAGCAGCUGCCACUGGAAUGAUGUAGCAGUCAUUCCUGCACGUGUCAUACACAAUUGGGACUUUGAAGCACAUAAGGUGUGUCGAUAUAGUAUGAGGUAUCUCACACUGAUGAUAUCUCGGCCAGUACUGAAACUUCGAGAAAUUAAUCCGCUUCUCUUUAAUUAUGUGGAAGAACUGGUGGAAAUUCGGAAACUCCGACAAGAUAUUUUGUUAAUGAAGCCAUACUUCAUCACUUGUAAGGAGGCAAUGGAGGCAAGACUCUUGUUGCAGUUACAGGAUCGGCAGCACUUUGUGGAAAACGAUGAAAUGUAUUCUUUACAGGAUUUAAUUGACAUUGCCACAGGGCGCUUGAGCUGCACUUUAACUGAAACCCACACCAUCUUUGCUAAGCACAUCAAACUGGAUUGUGAGCGAUGUCAGGCUAAAGGUUUUGUCUGCGAGUUGUGCAAAGAGGGAGAUGUACUUUUUCCAUUUGACAGCCAUACAUCUGUGUGCCAGGAUUGUUCUGCUGUAUUCCACAGAGAUUGUUAUUAUGACAACUCUACAACAUGUCCAAGAUGUCCACGGCUGACAAUGAGAAGACAGUCUCAAAUAGGACAAACUCAUCCAGACUGAAACCAGAUCGAAGUGAAGAAUUAUCAAGCUGAGUUUAGUGUGUGUUGAUUAUUUAAUUCCUGAUGGUUGACAAAACUGAAUUAUGUGGGAAUAUAAUGUAAAUAUUAACCGUGGAGUACAAGUCAACCAGUGACCUAUUAAAAUGUAUUCAGACUUAGAUUAAGUGACUACAAGAAGGUUAAAAAUAACUGGAUUUUUAAACUGAUAAUAAAAACAGUUAAUGUAUGGUCAUAAAGACAAAUUUCUGUAAGUCCAAAUAAUUGUUGCAUAAAUAAUAGGUGAACUGUAGAAAAGUGUGCACCUAGAUCUUCUAAUCUAGAUGAUCUGUAUAAUCCAACAGCUGUAAUACUGAGGUUUGCAAUUUUAUAUACACUUCCUCCAGAGCACUUUCUUUUUAAGCAUAGUUUGUUUUUGUAGUUGCAUAUAGUCUGUAAUAUUCACAAUUUAGGUGGAUCAUAAGAACUGUAUUCUCACCAUUACAGGUUUAAGUAAAAGAAAGCUCAAAUAAGUAUCAAUUUGUAAAAUGGUUGAGCAGAAAUCAAAAUGUUAAUGCAGCCAUUUGUUUCUAUUUCCUGCUCACUGGCAUUGGUGCAAUAAUUGACAAAGGAGAAAAUGCUAUUCUAUAAUAGCUAGAGAUCUUCUAAGUCAAUCUGCAAGGUUUGUAAAUCAUAACUUUAAAUUGGCAAAUAGUUGUAGAUCUGGGCCAAUAACUUUAAGAUUAGUUUAAAUUGGAGAAGCUUGAAACGCUACCGUGUAAAAGAUCGUGGUGCGUAAGAACAAAUAUAUGCACUAAGGCAGGAAUAUUUCCAGCCUUGUUUUGGAAUAGAGGAUUAAAAUGCCACGUGAUAAAUGCAGACUAAAUUUAUGAAUCUGAUCAUUGUCAUGCUAUUCUGAAGACUCAUUUUUAUUAAUUUGCAUAUUUGAAGAACAGAAACCCCAUUGCAGUACCUGUACAAAGAAUCUUCAAACCAAGCAAUGAAGGAUGAGUAUGUUAGGGCAUUUUCUUAGAAAAUUAUUUUAAGAUGAAGCAUCUAGUUGUUGGUGAUAGUUCCCGCUUUCCAUAAUGUCUUGAUCAGUCUUUGAAUAGUGUAGAUCUGACGGGCCCAGACACGUCAGUGUGGUAUAAAAUAUUUAUUCUUUGGUUUGCUACAUUCAUUGUGAAAUUAAUAAAUGGAUUUUAAGUAAACUUGCUACAAAUAGCCCAAUCAUCUUGUUAAACCAAAUUUAGUUACAUUGUUGGAUCUGUUGCACUUUUUGUGGAAAGGUUUUAAAUUCCUGGUGGAAUUUGCAAACUUGUUACAUGACUACCAUAUUGAAUACAGUUCAAUGUUCAUAAUUUGUCUUUGAAAAUGUGAUCUGUGAUCCGUUUUUUCACAUCAAGCAACUGGAAUUUGAAGCAACAGUUUCAAAUACUCUGAACAUUUACCCUUGUGGGGUAGUUUUAACCAGCAUUCUUUGUCCAGAGAUAAAUUAUCCAGUUCAAUAGGCAAGAUAGAUGCCAACAGAUAUAAAAGCUAACUUGGCAUAUUUAUGUUCUCAGGCAAUUUUCCAGUCUAUUCUAUGACUGGUCCAUUAUCGACUUUGACAAUCUGAUCUAGGUUGGAGUUUGAAAUAUGCUUAUUUUAAUAAUUUGAGAUAACACCUCAUUCCUUUUGAAGAGUUGAAUGACGAUACUUGGUAAUGAUGCAAUCUGUUUUAUUUAGAUAGUGUCUCUGAAAGAUGUAAUCAUUGAAAAGGAAGUAAACAAAAAGACAUGUUGAAUAGUAGAAUCAUAGAAAAGAUCAAAAAGAAUUAUAUUUGUCUCAUUGCAUAAAAUAACGUAAUCUGAUUUAUUGCUGAGACUUGGUGUUAUCAAAAGGGAGGAAAAUUCCUAAAUGUACUUAUUACAUUUGUCUUAAUGAGGUGCUGCUUUGCCCCAUUCCACUUUUUCCCCAUCUUUAUGAAUCCUGAAAUAAAAUAUGAUGGUUAAAAUAGUGGAGUCCUUUUCUCAAUUUAUUCGGCCACCACUACAAUUUCUUUUAAAUGCUGCUAAUUGAUGUUUUUCAAAUGCUGCAUUUUGAAAGCACCGAACUUUAAGUAAUGCACUUUUUGAAAAGUUUUACCUCCCUAAGUGUUACUUUUUGAAACACCUAAAUAUGUAUCAACUAUUUUGUGCACUUUUUUCUUGUAACAUAUGCUUCUUUAUUAUAACUUGGCAUUACACCAACCUGAUGGGUAAUCUUUGGCAGUUUCAAACAGUGAAAUGUUACGUUUUGUUCAGUGUAAAAUGUUCUGCCUUUUUCUUUAACCUUUUAUGCACUAGGCAGGAAAGAAAUGGGGAUUUUAUUUUCCCAUUUACACUAUCUGAUUUGUUUAGUGAUUCCAGCUUUAUAGUUCUAUGUAGGGUGUGCAGUACAUAAAGUUAUCUGUUGGGAGAACUCAAAAAAAAUCUCUGCUUAAUUCAACCCACAUUAUUUUAGGAAAUGAUGAUGGCUCUGGAAAUGUUUGUAAAUUGUCAGUGUAAACUAUCAAAAAUUGUAUAAUCUGAUAUCUAUGAUUAUUUAGUUUGCAUGUGCAUAAUUGAAGAAUGCCAUUAUGUACUCCCACAAGAUCAACUCUUUAAUUUAUUAAUAUGGUUCAUUAAUUACACUAAUCACUGCAUCUUGUAAUGUUAAGUUCAUAAAUGUAUUAUUUCAAACUUAAUUCUUUCAUAGAAACCCUGUCAAGAUUCUGUACUUUAAAGAUUUUACCAAAUCUGAAUAAAAGCUGAAACAUUUGAUCACAU
Molecule: messenger RNA, 4330 nt
Organism: Leucoraja erinaceus (little skate)
Lineage: Eukaryota; Metazoa; Chordata; Chondrichthyes; Rajiformes; Rajidae
Gene: def8
Product: differentially expressed in FDCP 8 homolog
Exons: 12
Coding region: 229-1566 (445 amino acids)
Source: RefSeq, a predicted model, not a curated record